Aspergillus melleus is the source of this 3513-nucleotide messenger RNA. It is a transcript of the gene pso2, whose product is annotated as DNA cross-link repair protein PSO2. Bases 187 to 2736 code for a protein of 849 amino acids. Gene Ontology annotation, biological process: protection from non-homologous end joining at telomere; interstrand cross-link repair; double-strand break repair via nonhomologous end joining. The transcript is spliced from 2 exons. The record is from RefSeq and is a predicted model, not a curated record. Gene Ontology annotation, molecular function: damaged DNA binding; 5'-3' DNA exonuclease activity. Lineage: Eukaryota; Fungi; Ascomycota; Eurotiomycetes; Eurotiales; Aspergillaceae.
GCCUUCUUCAGUCGCGUCUAUCGGAAAGAAUUAUAUGACGAGAAUAUAUUGAACCUACACAUGAUGAAUGUUCCGGUAUUAUAGUUCAUUAUAUUAGAAUCUUCUCUCCGACCGAUCAUCUUCGCCACUCCGAUAAUCGCCGAUCGCUACGCUCCGAACAAGACGAACGACUUCUGCAGUUACAACAUGCCAGUCUCCAAUGCCAGAAAGACCUCCACCCCAUCAAAAGUCCCUUUUAGUUCCAAACCCAAGGGAUCGGUCAAACGAAACAGCAGCCUGCUCAACUUCUUCCAGAAGACGGACGGUCCCCCGCAAGCUACAUCGCGACAGUCUCGAAUUACGCAGUUUGCCACGAAAUCGGAACGCUCGCCGAGUAGCGGGAACAGCACGCCUGAUCUUCGAAGACAGAGCAGCUCCAAAUCGGUCGAUACUGCCGGGGGGUUAUUUCUGGAAGACAAAAAUGGCGCGGGGUCUCUUUUCGGAGGUAGUGGGGCGAGCACAAGAUCUGAACGAGCGAGGUCUCGAACGCCGGACGAUAUCUGGGGCGAAGACGCCGAUGAGCAAGAUGGGCCUGGUUAUGAGAAAUAUAAUGAGAAUGGAUCUGCAGUGAAGAAGCGGAAGGUGGAUUCGCCUCUGGAAGAUGGGCAAAAGAAGGCUUCGGAAGAGGUUGAUCCAAGCCCUGCGCCGAUACCCCCGAAGGCUCGCCAGAUUAGCGGCCCGUUUAUCGAUGAAUCCGAUAGUGAGGAUGAUAUUGGUCGAUUUGGAGAUCUCAAUGAAGAAUUAUCGGAAUCGAAAACAGACACAAAGACAAACGAAGAAAAGCCACGUCUCGAUGACAACGAUCACAAUUCGAUAGACAGUACACGACCGACCUCCGUCGUCCCACCAUUGGUAAGAGAAGCCACGAGCCACGUCGCAGACGAUGAAUAUACGAAUUUUGACGAUAUAGAAGAAGACGAAUUCAUUGGGGAAGACGAAACCCUAAACCAGGAGAACGACUACGAAGAUAUGGAUGAUGAUGGAGCAAUCGAUCUUGAUGAUUCGAACGACUCUACCGGUUUGGAAGAAGGCGACUUGAGUCCCUGCGGCGAAGUUCCCACAUGUCCCAUAUGUCAGGCCCAGCUGCCAGGGUUAAGCGAAGCUGACAUUUCGGUGCACGUGAACGACUGUCUUGAUGGAAAGCAAAGCACCAUUCCGGCAGUCUCAAAGCCUCUCAGUCCGCUGAAAGGCUCAAAGCCCGCCGAUAAGGCGUCAAUAGCCAGGCCCGCGCAAAGAGACCCUCACACAAAGAACAGUUCAUCGAAAACGGGAUCUGCUUUCUCAAAGCUCAUGGCAGGUAACGCCGAAGACACGGCGUGGACAACAGCCGCAGCACGAGAGGUGGCUUCUCGGGGGAAACAAGCAUAUCAACGCACCUGUCCGUUCUACAAGAUCAUGCCGGGAUUCUCCAUCUGCGUGGAUGCUUUCCGUUACGGAGCGGUUGAAGGCUGCAGUGCCUACUUCCUCACUCACUUUCACAGUGAUCAUUACAUUGGUCUCACAGCGUCAUGGCGCCACGGUCCCAUUUAUUGCAGCAAACCCACAGCCAACCUGGUUCGCCAACAACUCAAAGUCGAUCCUAAAUGGCUUGUAGGCCUGGAAUUUGAGAAGAAAUACGACGUUCCCGGGACCAAUGGGGUGCAGGUGACCUUGAUCGAAGCAAACCACUGCCCCGGAAGUGCACUAUUUCUGUUCGAGCAAACCACGGAAUCCGGGCCAUCGAUCAAAUUCCAACGUGUCCUGCAUUGCGGUGAUUUCCGAGCAUCUCCGGCCCAUGUGCAGCAUCCACUCCUCCGCCCGGAAGUUGUGGACUCUGCGACAGGCCGGAGUCGCCAGCAGCGGAUUGACGCGUGCUAUCUCGACACUACCUACCUCAGUCCCAAAUAUGCGUUUCCAAGUCAAGGGGAUGUCAUCAAAGCAUGUGCUGAACUCUGCGCUGGCCUCGAUCAAGGAUCGGAUGAGGAGUUUGGUCAGAUGGUCCGACAAUCCGGGUCGACAAAUUCGGGGCAAGGGAGCAUGAUGAGCCGCUUUUUCUCCUCCGUUACGGGCUCUGGAAAGUCGCAGAAGCAGUCUUCCGGGCCAAGCGGUCGACUGUUGGUGGUGAUCGGGACGUAUAGUAUUGGCAAGGAACGUAUCUGUCUGGGGAUCGCACGGGCCUUGAAAAGUAAGAUCUACGCCACGGCGGCUAAACAGCGCGUGUGCAAUUGCCUCGAGGAUCCUGAGCUAUCAUCUCUCCUGACGGAUGACCCGCACGAGGCUCAAGUGCACAUGCAGACGCUUUUUGAAAUCCGGGCCGAGACCCUAGCGGACUACCUGGAUUCGAUGAAACCGCAUUUCACGCGCGUGGUAGGUUUUCGACCUACCGGAUGGUCCUAUCGGCCCCCGGCCGGACGGAUGCUGGACAAUCCGCCGGUGUCGACCGUGCUCCACUCGGCUCACUGGCAGACGCCGUUUACGGCUCAGGACUUGGUCCCCCAGCGCGGCAGUACGCGAGAGAGUGCCUGCUUUGGGGUGCCUUACAGCGAGCACAGCUCCUUCCGGGAGCUUACCAUGUUCUGCUGCGCACUCCGGAUCGGUCGGGUGAUUCCCACGGUGAACGUGGGAAGUCGGAAAAGUCGGGAUAACAUGAAAGGAUGGAUUGAGCGGUGGGAGGCGGAAAAGAGGAAGAGCGGACUGUAUGAGUGGCGAUGCACAUAGCAGGGGGUUGUUCGCAUUUGUAAAUAUAGUGAGGCCUCACAAAUUCCUCCUCCAGGUUAGUUUUGCCGUCCCGGCAUGGUCAGCUUGUACAUAAAGACCACUCAUUUAAAGCGCACUCUGCUCUUUCCCCUAGGUAGUCUUCUUAUAAUAUUUUCUGUUUUUGCCUCUGUAUUACACUUUUUCCUACUUAUGCAUAGAUGAUCUCUUCCCAGCGACUUUCCUUCACACAUCGCUCGAGAUCCUUACAUUCUCUGAUACCCACCCCUUUCUCUGGGUUACCUACCUAACGAAGCUGGGCUGUGAUUAACCAAGUGUCCACCUUUUGGGUGCGGCUCACCACCACUUCGCAGCUCAUAUUUGAAGUUCUCAGUCAGCAGCGUCUGAGCAAUUAGAAUAGUACACAGGAUAUUUGGCAGAUAAUGUGGAAGCCACCGGUCUUUCGUUUAAUGCAUCGCCCUGUCCGCACACGGCUAAUUGCCCUUGUUCGAUAUUUCCCCAUGGACAUGGGGCGAACCUAUCGCGCAAGAGCACAUAGAAACGAAUCAAUAAUGAAGAACAUCAGUUUGUCUAUUCAUUACCCUGUAAUGGUUUGUUCUUUCUGCACAGUAACUGAUGAAUAGCAGGCCUUGGCACACAUGACCUGGAAGACUUAUUUAGAUAUACCUCCGGCCGAUGACUGAUAAACGAGAAACACCAACUAGAACAGCGUUAUGUAAAGUUCAACGUCGAAAGACUUUGUUCACGAACCGCUUCUCUCUUUGGUUCCGACACAAAAUG